Messenger RNA from Lodderomyces parapsilosis, 366 nucleotides. RefSeq lists its product as uncharacterized. Gene Ontology annotation, biological process: vacuolar proton-transporting V-type ATPase complex assembly. The transcript has a single exon. Gene Ontology annotation, cellular component: endoplasmic reticulum membrane. The coding region runs from base 1 to 366 and encodes 121 amino acids. NCBI's taxonomy places the organism in Eukaryota, Fungi, Ascomycota, Pichiomycetes, Serinales, Debaryomycetaceae. The record is from RefSeq and is a predicted model, not a curated record.
AUGGCAUUCAUCGUUGAAUUGUGGGAGUCUAUAUUUACUCCAGGUACUACCCCUGCAUUGAUAAAAGCCACUCAUGCAUCAUUCAUUCUAUUACUUACAUCGCUAGCUACAUUAAUUUUUUUAACAAGGUCCAUACAUUUCGUUAAUUUACUUGUUAUUGCUGUAUUUUUGUAUGGAACAGUUGUCUGGUUUAUCAAUGAGCUUCAACAGGUCAAAUUGAAAGAUAAUGAAGAGUUGAAUGCCCAAAAGGCCGAAGCAGGGGAAAGUUCUGAGAAAGAGAGCAAGACCGGGGAUACAACUUCGACCUGCAAAUCAAAGACAAUAGAUAUCAAUGAGACAGUUACCCCGAGAAAGAGGAAAGUUUGA